CUUGGAUUCAAAGCUGUGGGGUGGCAGAUUUUCAACUCGCAACCUGGCUAAUUUCCUGCUUCUUCUGGCACCAAAAGGAAGGCCAUUCGUCUCCACGGCAUGCAAAGCGGCAGCUGUCAAAGUAGCAGGACCUACAAGUCUUGCAGCAGCUCCGGGCUGAGAAAAGUGAAACUCUAGCAAGUCUCCAGAGGGUGGCGCACGAGGCCGACUGACAGUCAGGACCUGGCAGCGAGCGCGCGCUCCAGGCGCGCGCCCCAGUCCUCUAGCAUCCACCCAACUCCCCCAUUUAGUACGCGAGUUUACCUCUAGAGGUCAUCAGGCAGGAUUUACGACUGGACAACAAAAGCACGUGAUAUGAAGUCGUACCCCAUAUUUGGGUGCCUACGUAGGAGGGAACCAAGUACUUGUCCCAGUCAUUUCCAUAAUUCAUCAUAAAUUGUGCAAGGGUGCUAUAGACGCACCAAAAAACGAAGCAAAGAGCCACAAAUCAAGGCCCCCCGAUUAAAAAAAAAAAAGCCAACAACAACAAAAAAAAACCCCUAACAAGCCCCAACAACAACAACAAAUGAGCUCCUAUUUUGUAAACUCAUUUUGCGGUCGCUAUCCAAAUGGCCCGGAGUACCCGUUACAUAAUUAUGGAGAUCCGAGUGCCGUGAGCGAGCAAUUCAGGGAAUCGGCCAGCAUGCAUUCCGGCAGGUACGGCGGCUACGGCUACAAUGGUAUGGACCUCAGCGUCGCCCGCUCUGCUUCCAGCCACUUUGCGCCAGGGGGGGCCACAGAGAGGGCUCGCGGCGGCAGUUACCCCUCCAGCGCCAACACCAACGCCAGCGCCGCCACCCCCGACGCCAGGUACGCCAACCGGGCGGCGGCCGCUCACUCGCCUCCGCCUGAGUCGCUGCCUUGCGCCGCCGUGGCCGCCUCGCCUGUCAGCGGCGACGCUCAUCACGGUGGGGGGAAAACCUCCACCGUUAACUCGACCACCAGCACUUCGUCCACGUCUAGCGGCACCGGCAGCGCCAGCAGCAACGGCAAUGCCAGCACCAGCACCAGCCACCUGGGCAGAGAAGGGCUUAACACGUCGCCGGUCGCCCAGGAGGAUCCUCCCGCCAACAACGAGCAGGCGACCUCUCAGCAGAACGACCAAAACACAGCUCAACAGGCUCCCCAGCCCCAGAUCUACCCCUGGAUGAGAAAACUUCACAUAAGCCAUGACAACAUAGGGGGUCCCGAAGGGAAAAGGGCUCGGACUGCUUACACCCGCUACCAGACCUUGGAGCUGGAGAAAGAGUUUCACUUCAAUAGGUACCUGACCCGCAGGAGGAGGAUUGAAAUAGCACAUGCUCUUUGCCUCUCAGAGAGACAAAUCAAGAUCUGGUUCCAAAACAGGCGCAUGAAAUGGAAAAAGGAUAACAAGCUGAAGAGCAUGAGCAUGGCAGCUGCAGGAGGAGCCUUUCGCCCUUAAGAGAUAUGCCAGCCCUGCUUCUCCCCCACCCAGCCCCCAUCCCAGAGAGGGAAAAACAAUAAAAGUACAAAAACAAAACCAUAACAAUUCAACAGUAUUAUAUAAAUGCUGACCCUGUGUAGGCGCACGUCAGUAAUUUCUCUUUGCUUAACUUCCUUAGAAGGGCGAAUCAACCCUUUGCUGAUAUAUCUUAAUAAUCAUGAGCCUGUUUAAUUGAGCCUCUCUAGUGCGUGUUACAGUAGAUCGGCUUCCCUGUGCAUUUCUUUGUCUUGAAUAGCUUUGUCUUUUUUUUUAAAUGUAGAUGUUUUAACUUAUUUAUAUGAAGCAAGUGGCGUUACUUGAAGAAACUGUAAAAACAGGAAAAAAAAUAAUCCUACGCAAACACUAAAAAAAGGAAAGGAGGCUUCCCUUCCUUCCUUCCUCCCUCCCUCCCUCCCUCCCUCCCUCCCACACCCCACACCCAGUCUGGUUUAAACCCAGUGUUUUUCUCUGUGUUGUUGCCCUCGCUGUGCUUAACCAUGCAUGUGUGUUUGAACGUGUCAGUGUAUGUAUAACUCCAAGCUGUGGCCAAGAUUUCCAAUCAGAAAAAAAUACUACCUAAUUCCUGUGUCAUUAAUGGCUGUUGUAGAGGUGAAAUAAUGAAAAACAAGCUGAACUUGUCCAAACGUGUAGUGAAUAGUGAAUCUGUGACGAAAACUGUGAUUCCAGACAGUAUGUCCUUGCUGUGCCUUUGUAUAUGACUUUUUGCACGAACUCUUAAAAAUGGCUUUUAUUAAGCGCAGCUUCGGAAAAAUAUAGGGGUUUGGGGGGCUGUUGUUUUUGUUUUGUUUGUGGACAAAGUUACAUAUAGAGUCAAAGUUUGGCUGUUUGAACAAAAAAUGUGAUUUUUUUUAAAGAAAUGUGGAUUUUUUUUCAAUUGACUGGAAAAAUAAACUUUCUUUUGUAAGGGAUCUUUUCCCCCUUUUCUUUCUAUUUUGUCUUUUGCCUUUUGAGGGGGAGCUGGUCUGUACCCUACAGAGACUCAUAUAUUGCUCCACCUUUCGUCUGGAGACUAAAGUUGGAGAGGAAACUGAGCCCAAUAGCCCCUGUAAACUGGAGCAAAAAUUGCUUUCUGGGUUGAAUGUUGUAUAAGAAACACAAAAGUGUUAGACAUUUUUUGGGGGGAAGAAAGAUACCACACUGUUACCGCUUUCUCCUAAACAAACAAACGAACAAACAAACAUAUAAACAAGCAUUUGCUUUCCUCAACUUCAUUUCUAAGAACUUUAGCUUUCUACAGGGAACUAAUGAAAACUAACUGGUGGACAGUUAUAGAUAUCUUCCAGAGACUCUUACACAAAAUUUACCACGAAUUAUUACACUUCCCCUCCUACAAUUUUAACAGAUAUUGGGGAAAGAUUGUUUUAGAUCAACUCAAAUAAAUAUGUAUUUCUUUGUUUAGCUUUGCUACAAUUAAUUUUGCUAUAAAUGUAACACUACUUACCCAACCCAGGGCUUGAAUGGUUAAUGCUUCUGAGUUCCUAAGAGUAACUAAAGAUCUGUAGAUUUACAGGCAAAGCACAUUGGUAUCUUCCCUUAAAAGUUAUAAAGCAGUAAACUUUAUAAGCCCAAGUUCCAGCUAUAUGACAUUUGGAUACGAAAUGAAUAGGGUUUUGUCUAUGAAUUAGAUCGUAAAAUCAUCCAUAGUACAGACAGAUAGGCUCACUGGCUAUAAAAAGUCACGUGGUGCCAUUAAAGUAAGUUUUAUGGUUCUGGGGAGUUGUCAUCCAACAUUAUAUACCACAUAACAUAUAAUCACACUGACGCUGGACUUCAUUUGACUCUCUUACAGGCUACAUGUGCCUCCUGGUCAUUCAAAUUGUCAGGGUUUAGGUACAGAAGUAUCUCUCCCCAAGUUCUCAAAUACUCAGUGAAAAAAAGCGCUUAAGGUAAGUUAUGUGCGCAAGUUGCUUAAGUUGUUUUUACAGUAGAGAACUCAGCUAUAGUUUUGCCUUACUCCUUGUUUUUGGACCUGACAGUAUUUUGAAAUAGUCCAAUAAUCUAUUCAAGGUUCUGCUUUAAAGACAGGGUGAUUUUUUUCAAUCUGCCCCAAAUCCUAUAUAACCCUAUAUAGUUUGAACUUUUCUGGAGCUGAGCUAAUACAUAUAACAACAACAAAUGUUAUUGUCAUCUUAAUCAAACAUUACAGUCUCGAAGCAAGAAAAGCAGAAUAAGAGUCUUUGGCAGAGAUGGAGUUUGAGGCCUAACUUUAAUUAUGUUGGCUAAAGCAAAUGAUAAUGACUUCCUUUGCUCCAUGAAGGUUUUUGUUUGUUUGUUUGUUUCUCUCAGCUGUAUUUAUGGGAAGAAGAGUCCACAGGCCAAUUUAAAAAGAAAGAAUUGGGGGGAGGGGAGAAUGGUUUUGGCUAUAAACUUGUUGGAAGGGUCAACAACCCCAUUGUUAUUGGCAUGUCUGGAAUAUUUUCAUCUAGAUGAAAUAUUUACAUAUAACAAUAAAGGUGUUUUAGUUGAUUUUAAAUACUGGAUUCUUUGGGUCUUUUCUGCCUUCCAGAAUUAAUCACACCUGCACCUUGUAUGCUGUACACAAAUUGUUGCAUUUUCUGUUAUCUUAAUAUUUGUACACCGUAUACACAGCACAUGCUGCAUAUUGCCCACUCCAACCGUGCACUUUUUUUAUACCUUCCUCCUGCUCUUCCUUCCAAUGUGAAGAAAUUGAUCACAACUUUAGAUUCUGCAUACCUUUAUAUCCCUGAAAAUUACUAAAGACUGUCUCUAAGUUUAUAAGACAUAAUAAAGAAGCCCAUUUAUAUAGCUAGCUAUCUUUCUCUUUUCUCUCUUUCUUUAUUUUACUGGCUGGCAAUUGUUGGGGUAGGCCCCCAGCUGCCUGUUUAUUUCAACAUCCUUUUUUUAUUUAAGCAGACACUUCUCACUAGAGUGUGAUUGCACAGCAAUAAAGUUUAUGGCCGGAUUUAGAUCUAAGUCUUUGAAUUUUCAGAGUUGAAAGAAAGCAUAAAAGAACAUUGGGGUUUUUUUUUAAACUUUCCCUUGCCUGCCUGCCUGGCUACUGAAGCAUCAUAUAAUCAGAAUUUAAAAAUUCUUACCCCUGGAAAUUCAGGAAAGCAACUGCUGGGGACACAGUAGCAAUUUUAUAUACAAAAUAAAAUGAAUGAUUUUGCAAGUGAGCAAGUAGAUUUAAAGAGAAGGAGCUAGAGGAUAUCUACAUUAUGAAUCAGGGGGUUUAAGCCUUAUAAUUACCUGAGGUAAUUCACAGAUUCCCUUCCUAAACUCUUGCUAAUAAUAAUUCAGCUGUUGGUCAAUGUAUAUGUCACACUAGACUAUUAGAAUUUCUUUCAAUUAAAUGUCAAAUGAGGCUUCACUUCUCUAUGUCUUAAUUUCUUUCUGCACAUUAUACAGAAUUAAAAGCAGUUUUCAUCAGUCUUAAAAUCUCAGUGGUAUCUGGCAAUAUAAUUGAAUCUUACCCUAUUCUGGUUGCUAUAUAGAAAGAGAUAGAUUUUAUGGAGGUAUUAAUAAAUAUUUGAAGAUCUGGAAACUUCUAUCAGUUUUAAGAUGACUCUAAUUAUGAAUAUAGGCACUCAGAGUCAUUUACAUUGUGCGUGCAUGUAUGUGAUCUCUCUUCACACUUAUAUGGAGUAGAAUUAAUUGCAUAAAAUUUAUUGUUAUUUGUACCCUCUCAACUCGGUUUUAUGCCGUGAUUUCUGCCUGCCACAGUUACGUUAAGAUGUGCUGAAUUUUUAACAAUAUUUGGCACGAUUUAGAAUGGGGAAAAAAUCAUUACUUUACCUUUGUGCCCUGUUUGUUUUCUUAAGUAAAAUUAAAAAAAGAAGGCCAUACAGAUUUAAUUUAAAUAUAUAUAAAAUACAAAUUCCCAAUCCCACUUUCAGAGAAAGCUAGCUUUUCAGUUGAACAGCAUUGCUCUCUGCAGGGUUACUGAUGAAUUCCUACACAUUCAAAAGCAAAGGUCCUACAUGCCAAAGGCAGAAGUCUCCACAUAAAAUACUAUUCAAGCCAUAAUGCAUUAUUUAAUUCAGCUUAAAUGUGCUGUGUUAAAGUUUUGCUGAGCUUCCCUGUUUUAAAUACAGAGGAGAAAUGCUGCUUAAGCCAGCUGGGGCCAGGGGAGAGUAGCCCGAUUCUUUCGCCCUGGGUUUCUUUUCUUAUUGCUAUGUUUAUUCCCACACAUGAGGAAGGAAAUCCUUCUACAGUGAGAUCUUAAAAACCAAAUGUGCUAGUCAUCCUUAAGACUAUUUACAAUUAGGGAACAUAAUUCCAUGACUUAGAGGCUAAAUGUUAUUCAGGUUCUUUCUUGUUAAUGCUCCUUUUUCCAAAUAUCUAGUUAUCUCCUGAACUAACAACCACUCAGCCAGUGCUCCGUGGAAAGAUGGCUGAAUGAACAGAUUGAUUUCACAGACAGAGCAGGGAAAGACAUACAGUUCUAUCAAAGUUCUCUACAAAUAACUGACCCUCUGGAUAUUCCUGAAUUCAAUGAGACUUGCUUCCAUGUUAUUGUGCAAACUAGCCUGUAGAUCACAAUAAACAAAAUUAAAUUAUACUAGCCACCUAACUCCGAGGGGAGGAUUGCAACAUGUGCAGGAGAAGAAAACAUUUUCCCCUCAAAAUGAUGAUUUGAUUUUAGUCUUUCUGUCAUUUCAUACCUGAGCAGGAAGUUGAAUAAACAGGCCAAAAUUCACUCAUCUGCUCAAAACACUUAUUACCCCAAAAUAAAACACUGUAAACCAAAUUUUUAACAUUAAAAAAGUGUAUUUGCAUAAAUGAUGAUAAUGCCAUUGCUAUUUUAUUUUCUUUUGGUAGGAAUAAUACUUUAUUUUCCUUCACCUUAUCAGAAGCUCUUUAUGGUUGUUCGAAAGUUUAAUUUUAUCAGCUCAAGUCAGUGUUUUGACUUUAGCAAGGUAACCAUGGCACUUCCCUCUGCUGAAAGCACAAAGAUGACUUUUGAAAUUCACAUGACAUGGCAUCAGCAUGCACCUUCUGUUCAAAGCCUUGUGGAAAAAUUCUUAGCUCCAUUAUGCAAGUGAAAUAAAUACUGCUGAUAUUUUCUACUGUUUCUAUUGAACAGUUUAAUACUGAGAUUGGCAAUUAGAGUUCCUACAUCAGAUCUUCUUAUUUGUCUUCCUCCUUACUUCUAACUUCCCUUCCCCUUGAAAGAACAAGACUGUUUUUUGGGAUAUAAUUCAGCUUUGCAGUUUUCUAUUAGUUCUGACCAUACACAUCGUAGACUUUUUUGGAUUCUGUAAAAUCCAAGUAGCCAGCUUACGUUUCAGUAUUUCUUACAAGCAGUUUUCUCUGGGAAAAAAGAACUACAUCUUUCUUGCUUAGACAGAUGCAGUCAAUGCAAUAUAAUUACAAAGAAAAGUAUAUCAUACUGUGUUUUUGCAAAAGUGUGUCUCUUCAGAAUCCCUGGAAUCUCCUCCUCUCAUCCUGUUCCCGAUCUUCCACAAUGGCUUUUCAAUAAUAAUAUUUGUUAUGAAGGUUAUUGGGUAAUUAUUGCAGUUUUGUGAAAUAGUCCUUGCUCGAGGUGAAGUCUGUCUCUGAAUAAUAAAUGGCAGCUCUUGCAGUUCAUUGCCAGGUUAAGUAAAUGCAGAAAGGAAGAUAAAUCUGCACACUCUGAGACUCACCAGCAGAGCUCGCUUUAGACCAAGUUCAUCGUCAAUUUGCUUUUCCUUGGGCAAGGCUUCACAAAUCCACUGGAUCAGUUCCUCAGUAUGUUGUUUUUGUUACCAUUCCUGUUAAAAAGACUUGGUAUUCACUCUGCAAGUCUAUUUCAGAGCCUGGAGUUUACCCACCUGUCACAGAGGCUACCAGAGCCAUUCAGUUUCUGCUUUUUUCAGCAGUGGCGAAAUGUCUUUGGAAAGUGAUUUUAGGUUUUGCUUACAAAUGAUAUACUUUUUUUAAGGACCUCUCCUUUUUUCUCCCCUUCUUUCUUUUUAAGAACACCACAUCCCUCUAGAUCCUUUAGGAAACCUUAAUGGGAAAAGGAAGGCUGCAGAGUGUAAUCCUUCUUUAAGGAGAUAGAAGCUGCAUUGCUUUUGUAUAUCUUUGUGAUUAGGGCGUAACUACUCCAGGUCAAAAAGUUGAGGGUCAAAAGUUUACAUCUUGCACUGCUCUUAGUCAUGAGCGGCCUAGACAGAGUUUGAUGUCAAUGUUAUAGCCAAGAUCUUGACUAUCAACACAAAAGAUAAAACAGCUUUGAGUUAAGUGCGGAUCCACAGUAUGGACUCCAGGUGAACUCUGGUGGUUGGUCGAAUGACCUCAAUUACUGAGGGAAGGAUAGAAAAUUCCUCUUUUCAGAGAAGAAUACACAUUGUAUUUCAUCUUGAAUUAUCAAGCACAGACUUUCCCUGAAUCAGGUGAACGUGAUGCUAAGACACACAUAGCUCCAUUCUUCUGCAGAAAUGCAUGUGAGCUGCAAAGACCAAAAUAAAUACCCUUCUGAGUGCUGUACAAAUAAACACUAACCAAUUCAUUCAGGAGAAUUUCCAUUUAUUUUUAUCAUUUAGAGUUGCACCUUUCAUGAAGGGAACUACAGUCUAUGAAAAUUCCUUUUGUCCUUUGUAUACUUGUGCCUUGAUUACAACUUUUCCUAAUUUUGUGUCCUCCAGAAAUUUUGAGCUACCAUUGGUAAAAUUGUCCAAAUGCAUUUAGAGGAUGCCAUGAUAGAAAAAGUUGCUUUUAUCUGGAGAUGUUUGCUGGUCUAAUUCAGAUUUAUCUUUUAAAACUCAUCAGUUGUCAUUUAAGUUGUCUUGCUCCCUUUUGGAGCAAGGAAGAAUGAUGCAUAUAAAUGUGUAAAAAAAUGGUAUAGAUUUCUAUGUUUCAGUACAUAGCAAACUGUACACAACUUACUCAGUUCAGUUAUAAGUGGGUUUUUAAAUAAUAUUUGGAUUUUGGGGGUGAAACAUCUAGAAUAAUAUGUGAUGCUUGCUCUUGAAGCAGCAAAUUUAUAAUUUUAUUUUUAGUAAGAAAAUAUAUUUGCAUUACUUUAUACAUGCAUGUAAUGUGUACAUAUAAUAUGCAUAUUUUCCUUUGAUAAAGCAGUUUUAUUUAGUAUUACAUUUAGAGAAUAAUUUUCUUCUUCUUCCAAGAAGCAGAAAAGGAUGGUUGGAAGGGUUUAUUUAAUCUGCUAAAAUGGGGUGGUUGUUUUUUUAAACAUAGCCUCAAUUUGUUGAUUUUCAGAUUUUUGCAAAAGA
Messenger RNA from Ahaetulla prasina, 8679 nucleotides. RefSeq names its product homeobox A5 (gene HOXA5). Gene Ontology annotation, cellular component: nucleus. Gene Ontology annotation, molecular function: DNA-binding transcription factor activity, RNA polymerase II-specific; RNA polymerase II cis-regulatory region sequence-specific DNA binding. The coding region runs from base 566 to 1462 and encodes 298 amino acids. The transcript is spliced from 3 exons. The record is from RefSeq and is a predicted model, not a curated record. Gene Ontology annotation, biological process: anterior/posterior pattern specification; regulation of transcription by RNA polymerase II. Lineage: Eukaryota; Metazoa; Chordata; Lepidosauria; Squamata; Colubridae.